Molecule: messenger RNA, 2454 nt
Organism: Poecile atricapillus (Black-capped chickadee)
Lineage: Eukaryota; Metazoa; Chordata; Aves; Passeriformes; Paridae
Product: carbohydrate sulfotransferase 9-like
Exons: 6
Coding region: 402-1169 (255 amino acids)
Biological process (GO): carbohydrate biosynthetic process; proteoglycan biosynthetic process
Cellular component (GO): membrane
Molecular function (GO): sulfotransferase activity
Source: RefSeq, a predicted model, not a curated record
UAGACCCUGCACGGGGAGUGGUUAAAUGCUACUCCUUAGACCUAGAGACAGACACCGUGCUUUGUAAUGUGCAACUGGAGAUGUGCAACUAAACAUCCUCAGGAAAACACUGUCUACUUCUAACAGAGACAAAUACUAUGUGUAUAGAGUGUUUCAGAUGCUCUCCUGUGUGGAUACAGAAGCACUUUGCCCAGCCUUAAAGAUCAGCAUCACUCAGAGACAUGGGAAAUCUCCACUGAGGUUGUCUGAUCAGUUUCCCUUAGGUGAUUUUCAUCACUGGAAACUUUGCAUUCUGAGUCUCACAUCUGAGAACAUCUUCCGAAGAAGGCGUUGGACUUCACCCUAAGAGAGACAGAUUUCCACUUUAGAGACGACGUAAUUUUCCUUCCUGUGAGAAUAACAUGAAUCAGAGGGUGUUAGCUUUCCUUCUCCCAAAUUUUUUAUUUGGUCUAUUUCUUCUUGGGUUUUUCAGUAAGAGACAGAAGAACCUAACAGAUACUUUUCCCAAAAAUUGGCUGGCAAUUCAAAACAGUCGGAAAACCACACUGGCUUCUGUCUGCCUGAAGAAUAACCUUAAUAAACCAGGAAGCAAAUUGGAUUCUCAUGUUGCAUACCAGCUCUUUGUGGAGCACAAGCAUAAAUUCAUCUACUGUGAAGUGCCCAAAGUAGGCUGCUCCAACUGGAAGAGAACUAUUUUUCUUCUUCAAUCAAACUUGAAUACAGAAGCUUCUGAAAUUGAGCAUGUCAACAUCCACCAUACCACACUGAUAAAAAGGCUCUUGUCUUACCCUCCUGCCUUACAAAAGGAAUUUCUAAGCAAUUACACCAAAGUGAUGUUCACCAGACAUCCCUUCGAAAGGCUGGUUUCAGCUUACAGAGACAAACUCCUGCACUCUGAACCAUUCUACAGUACCACUGUUGCUAAUGAGAUUAGGGCAAUGUUCAGGAAAAAUACAAAUUCUUCUGAAAAAGUGAGUUUCCAGGAGUUUGUCAACUUCAUUAUAGCAAAACCACCACAUAGUCUUGACAUUCACUGGAAACCAAUGUUUCUGCUCUGCGAUCCUUGCAACAUUCACUAUGAUGUUCUGGUUUUCUUUAGUCAGAGGAAGCUGGAAAUUAUUCCCAUCAAAGUUAAGUUUACGCUGAAGGAUGCAGUCUCUUUUUCCUGAAUCAGAGCUACAUGCUUCUCCUUUGACAGAUCAUGCAGAGGUAGAGGGGAAGAAUAUUCGCUUCAUAACUUUCUUCUACAUGAGAGAUCCCUCCAGAGCUGUAUCUGAAACUGCAAGUAUAUCUAAAAAUACGUACUGUAUUUUGUACUCUGGCACCCUCAUCCAGCCUAGGAAAGCUUUGAAGAAAUGAUACUGACAGAGUUGGAUAGGUGUCUUUGCUAUCAGCAUGCAGUGUUAACAUCCCCCUCCAGUUCCUUGCUGUUAGAUGUGAGUGGCUUUCUAUUCUUAUUUCCUCUUUCACAGAGUUUCACAUAUUGUUCCUACAGUGGUGGCAGAAAACUGAUGACUAAUUCAUUCAUCACAAGCACUAGUCAGUAGCAGAAGGAUAUCUGUUAAAGCAGAAAAGUCUCUGUAACUAUUCACACCAGACUUUGAGUUUUGCCAUUUGCCUAUAGGGAACUGUAUGUAGCACAUUGCCCCAGAUCACUGGCUGCUAUAAUGCUGUUUGUCUGGUGUGGGUCUGAACAAAAAAAAAGUGGCAGAGGACGUGUGGGCAUGUCUGCCUAUAUAACAACAGGCUUAGGACACAGCAUCAAAUAAGAACGGCAUAGAUUUUGUAUUACCAUCAGUAAUAAAUUGAGAAUCAUGGGUUGGAAAAGAGAAUAAUCUGUAGGAAAACAGAAAAAAAUAAUUUUUGAUGUUGUAAUAUAAUGAAGGCUCUGGAUAUUGUCUUAAACAGCCUGCAAGAACUGCAAGACACCUGUAAACUUUAUGAUGAAAAUUAAAACACAAGUGUCUUUUUAUGGCCUGGAAGAGAAGCUUCCUGUACUGUCUCUUGCCUACGAGUGCAAUGUCCAGAACAAGGCUCUAAGCAAAGCUGGGGUCCCUCCUGACUUUUGCUCAGAGAAUAACCCUCAGUGGAACUUCUUUCCUUUGGAUGCUAACCCUUGCUGAUGCUCCUGGGUGGAAAAUGGAUUCUUGCAGUUGGGAGCAAGGGUGGAGGCAGUGUGGUGAGGCUCAGGCCCUGGGGAGGAUUUGAAUGGGGAGGGAGUGCCAUAAUUCAUCUUCUGAUUUAUUGUUAUAUGCCCACGAUAUGAUCAUUGAAAUGUUAAUUUGUGAUUACCUUAAUAAACUGUAGUGAGUUAACACAUUAGUCUAUUUGUUCAUCCUUCUCAAUAGCAUCUGUUCAGAAAACAAACCCACCUCAAAGUUGUUCUAUCAAAUUAAAACAAAUGCCACACACUAUUAGACAACAAUCAAUACAAAGCUGCUUGCCUUUGUUUUG